AUGGGAAUGUCCGACCCAGAUGACUUAUAUCAUCGUGCUCACCUGGAAAUGCCUCCAUUCUCAAAUAUACUCCAACCGUUUCAAGCACUGCUUUCCUCCCACCCAAGAUCAAACUUAUUUAGAGCAUAUCGGUUACAAAAUUUAUCUAUUUGCCUUCUUCACGCAAUGAUUUCCGGCAUAUGGACAACUGUAUUCUUAUUCACUCACCCAAAAGAAAUGUUUGGAGACAUCACUCAUUGGUAUAAGCCAUGGGCCGCACAGCUGCCGCUAAUUUCAAUAGCUUACUUCGUACACGACGCAGUCGACAUGCUGAACCAUGAAUGGUCGCGAUGGACAUUAGAAUUGUUGGUUCAUCACAUAGCAACAUGCUCUGCUAUGCUGCCUCCUAUUCUAGCUCACAAAUUCAUUCUCGCCAACUACUGGGCUUUACUCAUGGAAGGCAACAGCAUCUUUUUACAUACAAGAACGAUUAUGCAGAUAUCAGGACAGUCAGUGCUCCAGCCAAAGCUUUUCAGAACAGUAGUCUAUUGCAACGUAAUUUCGUUUGUGCUGUGCCGCUUUGUGACGCAAGCACUAUUUGUUCAAUGGGCCGUGACGCAUUUCAAUCGAAUACAUAUCGUAUACGCAAGCAUCGCCUUAGGCGGACCAGUCGUUUUCUGUAUUAUCAAUGCCAUGCUAUUCUUCAGAGUGCUAGUAUCUGACGGAUUCCUUAGCCAACGAUGGCGUUCGAAGGCUGCCAUCAAUCGGUGA
Messenger RNA from Haemonchus placei, 750 nucleotides. NCBI's taxonomy places the organism in Eukaryota, Metazoa, Nematoda, Chromadorea, Rhabditida, Trichostrongylidae. The record is from the annotation of a GenBank genome assembly.